This is a messenger RNA of Dermacentor albipictus, 4674 nucleotides long. Its product is annotated as membrane metallo-endopeptidase-like 1. Gene Ontology annotation, biological process: regulation of transcription by RNA polymerase II; developmental process; protein processing. Gene Ontology annotation, cellular component: plasma membrane. Gene Ontology annotation, molecular function: metalloendopeptidase activity; RNA polymerase II transcription regulatory region sequence-specific DNA binding; protein dimerization activity. NCBI's taxonomy places the organism in Eukaryota, Metazoa, Arthropoda, Arachnida, Ixodida, Ixodidae. The record is from RefSeq and is a predicted model, not a curated record.
UCUGCUCGUGGCCCCGCGCGCUGUUGAAUGCGUAUGUUCCUCGAAUCGCGAUUAUUGCUGCAAUUCCUGCUCAUCCCGGGGGGCCCCUGAAAACCAUCAUGGCUCGCUGCCCGGAACAUGGUGAGCACAAGAAUCACGAAACCAGCGAACUGAGUCACCGUUACCGCCCGAAUGCAUAUGAAUCCUACGGGUCCUUCUACAAUACCUUGUCAGCAUCCGGGACACCAGACGGCGUGUCGGAGAGCUUGUCCGAUCCUGUAGGCAACCACGUCGCGACAGCCGAGGGCACGAGCAGCAGCAACGCGAAGUUGGCCGUGGUGGCCGUCGCGGUGGCGCUCUUCAUCGUCUUCGUGGUGCUCCUCAUGCGCUACGGGUAUCCCAAGGCCGAAAAGAAGGACGUGCCCGCAAGCGGCAUCUGCGACCGGGAGUCGUGCCUCGAGUACUCGCAGCUCCUGCGCGCCUCGCUCGCCGACUCGCUGAACCCGUGCCACAACUUCUACGCUUUCGUCUGCCACGGCGCCCGGUACCCAGGCGGCACGGACGCCAGCAUUCUGUCGCUGACGCGCGCAAGGCUGAUCGACGCCGUGCUCGAGGAGUGGCUGCGCGACAACCACACGCUGCGGGAAGGGCGAGUGCCCGGCAAGUCGCUCUGGGCCGGAAAGUUGCUGCAGAUGUGCGUAGGCCAGCACGAAUCGGGAGCGGACAGCUCUCUCGCGGAACUGCAGCGAUUCAUGCUCGAGAGGAACCUCACGUGGCCUCACGCCAACGACAGCGUUGGCCUUGCGAAUCGGGACACGUUGGGCACGCUAGUCCAGUUGUCUCUCUUCUGGAACGUGGACGUGUGGUUUUCCCUGCGCGUUCUCGAAGUAAGCGCGUCCGCGGGAAGGCCCACGUUUCGAUUUGGCAGGAGCGAGAGCUACCUCGAGUGGGAAGAAAAGCGCAAGGCGUUCCUCAAGAAUAACACCUACAACCGCCUCCUGGAGACGUUCAUCAGUGCCUUCGGUGUAAGCGAGGCGGGUCAUGUAAAGAACAUCGCGGAUAGACUUCGCGCGCUCGAGGAAGAAAUCUCUGGCAUACUGGCAACGUCGCCGACUCGGGUUCGACACAGCGGCCCUCGUGUCCUGAAAGUAAGCGAGAUGCAGCCGAACGGCUCCAGUGCCCACGCUUUUGACUGGGCAGCGAUUAUAGCCGAGGCCUUCGGCACCGGGACAAGCGAAUUCGCCAACGACGCCGUGGUGGUAAAAAAUUCGAGCCUCCUCAACGGUGUCAACACGCUCCUACAGUUGAACGCCAAUAAGGCAAACAUUUACGCCCUGGUAAUCAGCUGGACCGUCGCAAGGGACCUCGGAAGCUUCGUGCAUGCCGGCCUUAGCCAGGCGUACGGCAUGACCGACAGAAAUGUCGCCGAACGCUGCAUCCUUCGACUCGAUCAGGGUGUUCCACGCGGUGCAGGAUGCCGCCAUCGAAGCCCUGGACGGGAACCUCUGGAUGGACAGCGGCACCAAGCGCAGGGCUCUGUUCAGCGCCCGCCGGAUCGCGCUUUUGACGAGACUACCACGUGCGUCGGACCUGGGCGACGACGAAGCCGAGCUGCCACGUCUGGACCACGACCAGAGCUUCUUCGAGGCGUGGAGAACUGCUGUGGAGCACAUGCAGGCGCACCUGCUGGCGCCGCGCAAGGGCAGCCCCGCGGAGCUGUCGUUCCUGAGCGCGAGGCCCACGUUCGAGGAGGCGCACGACCGCGUGGUGCUGCACCCGGCCUCCCUGUGGCCGCCGUUGUUCGCUCUCGACCUGCCGGUGGCCGUACUGUUCGCCGGCAUUGGACAGCUGCUGGCGCACGAGCUCAUGUACGGCUUCCACUCGGCGCUCAGCCUAGACUUUUUCGACGACGUCAAUGGCUCGGAUCAGUGGCGCCCAGAGACCAUCGGUUCCACGCGUAUGGAACCAUGGGUGACGCACCGGAGGUCCAAGCCGGACGUCCCACUAAACGUGGCGGUGCGGCCGCUGUGAAUGCCGCUAUGAUAGCGCUGCGUCAGCUCAUCCCGACCGAGCCAAAGGACAGAAGGCUGUCCAAGGUGGAGACCCUCCGGCUGGCUGCGGGCUACAUUGCGCACCUGUCGGCAAGCCGGGUGCAGAACGAUGGAGGCGCGCCUCGGCCCAUCUGUGCACCUUUCUGCGUCUUCUGCGUGACCGAGCGGCGAUCGGCACGCUGCAGUGCUGGGACACAGCAUCAGGCCAGCGGCCGUCAUCUGUCUGCGUAACCACUGGUGCCAUUGUAGUCCGGGGGCUACAGUUACACCACUCUUGGAUGCUACCCUGGACACUCAAGUUUCGAAUUUGAGUGUCCUUUUUGCUACCAUUACCGUCAGAACCACGUGGCACCUGUGUAUAUAGCUCUCAGAAAAGGCAGGAAAGGUGACAUAAUUGUGCUCUACCUUGCUAAGUCCUAUUGAUACUCCUGAAACAUGUUUGUAGCGGCAAAGAGACGAUCAGGCUUCCCGUUUUGUUACUGCCUUUGCUACAGUGCACCUGGAACAGAGCGCUGUACUCGCUGACAACUCCAUCUUUCUGUGGCAGUGAAGAUAACGCAACAGGAGGGGAGAUUCUGCACGUGUGUUACUGAGCCAAGUAUUCUGGCAAUGUUUCUCAUUUACUUUAACGUAGAGAACAGCCGAAAAUUAAGUCAAGCUUGACACUCAGUGGCUUAUUUCACUUUUGUAAUAUGUUUGUCUUCUUUUGCUCAGCUUAAUCUGAUGCAGACAAGAAUGUAGGACUUUCUUCAAGAGCAUUCUCGUGCGUGCUUUGCCUCUGUAGCUUUCCCUUCGUUGCCACGGAAAUUUGUCGGUGAGAGUAUAGAAUAGACCAAACAACCACGCUUGUCAGUCAGAGGAGCGAAUCCCCCAACAAUGCUCCAGACCAUUCUUGGCACAGAAGGCCAAGUACGAGGGUGGACGAAUAUUCUAUUUCGAAUACGAAUUCAAUAGUCUUUCGUUACUCGAUUCAAGAAUUCAAUAUUAUUAAUUGUUGGAUAUUCAUUUUUGGCUCCAACAACACUUGUUGGACUUUUGGGGGAGAGACCGACCCAAGUGACCACUGCUCCAAACUAUAUUCUGCUGCAGGAAGGCUGUGGAUGGUGCAGAGAGGUACCUCUUCGGCAAACGCAUGGUACAGCCAAUUUUCGCACAGAAACUUCCAGUCGUUCAAUAAGAAUGCCUCGCCCGCAGGCAGCCGGUGAAUUUGUCAUUCAGCCAAUCUCAGCCCUCUUGCUCUACAUGCAUGUGGUCACCGUGUCGUUCUCACAGGUACAGUGGGCUAGAAAUAUGUUGAUCAGUGGAGAAAACGGAGGGCCAUCAAUUUCCUUGUUUGAAUUUCAUGUACAGAAAGUAUUCUUAUGAUCUCUGUCAAAUCGCAAUCACAAUACGAAAGUGUAGGGAAGAAAUUCUUGUUCGUGACGAUAGCUAUUGGUUGAAGAAAUCCAAAGUAUGCGUGGUAGUAGCAUCUGGCGUGCACUGUCAAUCCGGUGCAGUUAUGCCUUCUCUUGCAGAAUUGUGAAAAUACAGGAUGUUGUAUCACAGUUUCGCAAUUGUAUUCUCAUGGUGGCUCAGAAAUUUGUGUCUACUGCAGACAUAAUGUGCUUAGGUAUCUCACAAUGGAAAGCAUAGUACGGAAUGCAUCCUGACCAGGACUUCCAAAUUCGUAUGACCCCGAAAUCCAGAUGAAUCGCAUUAUUGAGAUCCAAUUGGUUUUAAGUUUAUAACACAUUUACACAGAAUUUGAUUCUUUAGGAAAACUUGAACGACGAAAUGUUCACAAAGGGGAGCCAUUUUGCCUGUUCGUAUAUACCAAAUGUCCCACCAACGUCACUGUUUGCCAAGUUGCAGUGCAAUAAUUUAAUUUGUAGUUACUUGAGUGGUGUCAUUUCAAGUGCAAUAUGUAAACAAGAUAUGAGGGUACAAAAAUGAUGCACCUUAAAGGACCCCCAAACCACUUUAGCUCAUAAAUGUUAUAUAGUGUACCAGCCUGAAAGAGUUUUAAAUGAUCCUGUAGUGGCAAAGUUACGUGUGUUUGACAAACUAUGCUGCGGGAAAGAAAAAAUUGUCAGCCACCCUACUGCACCCUUUGUAGGUCGGGUGGAUGACAAUAUUCUUUCCAUGAACUUUCCUCCCCCUUGCGGGCUACCUUAGAACUGAUUUGCCAAUUACACGGUUACUCGCUCGCCUUCGCUACCCUCUCCUCACUGUCCCCUUUCACCGACUCCAUGCACUGCCAGCGCCACUUAAACAUAGUGUUAGCAGUGCACACAAUGUGCGAGCCACUUUCCCCUCCCAGAACACAGCCGGCUCAGGUCUUUCAUCAAUUGACCUAUAGAAAGCUUCUACCCUGGCAACGUCACGCUCAUGUCCAGGCUGGAAUGACAAAGGGAUGAGAAAAUCCCAGAGAGAAUCAUGAGAUUUUACAUUUCUUUCUUUUAAAGUUGUGGCUUUCCCACAGUGCAUGGCACUGCCAUGUUCGCUUAAGAUGAUCAUCGCAACAUUCUAUACAUGAUCAUUUUUAAGUGUGUUCAAAAUGUCACGAGUGGUUCAGCGACCGUUUAAAGAUUAUCUGUGCAAGGCUUUCUCCUGUCCUUUCUAAAAUGCCUGGAGCUGAAUAAAUAAUUGUGCUUUUUUGUGUCAA